ACUUCAAAUCUCACCAAGAAGCUAUAUGUGGCUUAAAUUCACUAGGAAUCAAGAAAAAAUGGAAACCAUAGUGCCAUAACAAUGUGGUUACCGCCCAAAUCUGACCAGAAGUAAAUUGCUAGAUACUAUAAAUAGGACUUACAAUCGACACUUACAUCAUCAGCAGCGUAAACUCUGAUAAUAUAUAACUAGGUCUUCGGGCAUCUUGCAAGUUGGAAGCUAAAACAUCAGCAAUAUGGCAAGUGAUAUCAGAGGUGAAGUGAGCAAUAAGCAAGUGGUACUCAAGAACUAUGCCUGUGGUUUUCCAAAAGAAUCAGAUUUCGAAGUGACAACCACAACAAUAAAACUCAAAGUACCAGAAGAUAGUAAAAAUGCUGUUUUGCUAAAGACCCUAUACCUUUCUUGUGAUCCUUACCUCCGUGGUCGCAUGAGAUACACGCCGGUUACCGAUCCUGACUUCUGUUCCUACACCCUUGGCUCACCAAUAUCUGGAUUUGCAGUAGCUACAGUGGUUGAUUCGGGGCACCCUGACUUCAAGAAAGGUGAUCUUGUUUGGGGGAGGAGAGUAGGCUGGGAAGAGUAUAGUUUAGUUACCACACCUGAAUGCCUCACCAAAAUCCUCCAUAUUGAUGUACCCCUUUCCUACUAUACUGGAAUUCUUGGCAUGCCUGGAAUCACUGCUUAUUUUGGUUUCUUUGAAAUUUGUUCUCCCAAGAAAGGGGAAAGCGUCUACGUUUCAGCGGCAUCUGGUGCAGUUGGUCAGCUUGUGGGGCAGAUUGCUAAGUUGAUGGGUUGCUAUGUUGUUGGAAGUGCUGGUAGUAAAGAAAAGGUUGAACUGUUGAAGAGCAAAUUUGGGUUUGAUGGUGCUUUCAACUAUAAAGAGGAACAUGACUUGGAUGCUGCCUUAAAAAGGUACUUCCCCGAAGGCAUCGACAUUUACUUUGAGAAUGUUGGGGGGAAAAUGCUUGAUGCUGUGCUUCUAAACAUGAGAUUGCGCGGCCGCAUUGCUGCUUGUGGAAUGAUCUCGCAGUACAAUCUUCAUCAACCUGAAACCAUUCAAAACUUGACGAAUAUUGUUUAUAAGCGGAUUCGAAUACAAGGGUUUGUGGUUAUGGAUUACUUUGACCAGUACUCCAAGUUCUUGGAUUUUAUUCUGCCUUGUAUCAGAGAAGGGAAGAUUGUUUAUGUGGAAGACAUAGCUGAAGGACUCGAGAGUGGCCCUGCUGCUUUGAUCGGCCUUUUUAGCGGCCGCAACAUCGGAAAGCAAGUAGUGAAGGUUACUGAUGAGUGAUCAGUAUUCUUCAGCAUACCUUAGCAUUAUUUUUGAGUGAUAUUAAAGCAGUUUAAUAUUAUAGCCCUAUUUUUAGCAGCCUACCUUGAUCUUCAUCAGAAUGUUUAGACAUAUUAUAGAGAUGUAAAAUGUAGAUGGGAACUAAAUUUAUAGGAAAAUAAUUGAUUUUAAGAAAAUAUAGAUAAACUAAUAAGGGGUAAACAAAAAUGAUAUUAUGGUUGAUGUUUAGUUCUUUGAAUUUAUGUAAACCCGCAUUUUAGGUAUGACAAUAAGAGAGAUGGCUUACAUAUCUUGUUAACCUCUCUUUCAUGCAUGAUCAUAGACAAUAUCAGUUGAAGAUUUUCGAUUAUAAUGCCAUGAACAACUACUUUUUCUCU
This is a messenger RNA of Populus trichocarpa (black cottonwood), 1668 nucleotides long. RefSeq names its product NADPH-dependent oxidoreductase 2-alkenal reductase. The record is from RefSeq and is a predicted model, not a curated record. The coding region runs from base 236 to 1291 and encodes 351 amino acids. NCBI's taxonomy places the organism in Eukaryota, Viridiplantae, Streptophyta, Magnoliopsida, Malpighiales, Salicaceae. Gene Ontology annotation, molecular function: 2-alkenal reductase [NAD(P)H] activity. The transcript has 5 exons.